AUGAAUUUCUUCACUGUUGCACUACCUGUUGUCCUUGCUUCUUUGCAAGCCGUCAUGGCUGACACCCCAGAUAUCAAUAUCGUCAAUACCAACAAUGGUGGUGACUUACAAGGUUUCCAAGUCUCCUUAGAUAACGGUAUGCUAAAAUUGACCUCUGGUUCCAAAAAGGACUACCAAGUUAUCACUGAUGCUGGUAAAUUGAAACUUUCUGAUGGUACUUACGCCGUCUCUUUGACCGAUGGUUCUUUCGUCACUGGUACUGAAAGUUUAGGUACUGCUGGUUGGUCCAUUCAAAACAGUAAACUAUACUUCAAGGGUUCUGACACUUUCUACGGUGUCAGAGGUUCUGGUAGUAGUUCCAACGCUACCUAUACUUUUGCUACUAGUCAAGGUUCUGAUGGUAAAUCCGUCGUCUUUGAUGCUGUGUCUAACACCGAUGAAACUGUUGUUAACUUCCCAGAUAACAGCACUUCUUCAUCAAACUCUUCCUCUUCUGUUACUUCCGGUACAUACACUAACUCUACUACUGGUAUCAAUUCUGGUAACUCUACCAAUGGUUCUACUUCCACCUCUAACUCUACUUCUGCUUCUCACAACUCUACUUCCACAAGCUCUCAUAAGAACGGUGCCGCCAUUGCUAACGUUCCAGCUUACGGUGUCCUAGCUGCCCUAGCCCUACUAAUAUAA
This is a messenger RNA of Maudiozyma barnettii, 687 nucleotides long. RefSeq lists its product as uncharacterized. The coding region runs from base 1 to 687 and encodes 228 amino acids. Lineage: Eukaryota; Fungi; Ascomycota; Saccharomycetes; Saccharomycetales; Saccharomycetaceae. The record is from RefSeq and is a predicted model, not a curated record. The transcript has a single exon.